AUGUCGAACUCAGUUUGUAUACGUCUAAAUGAAAUUCAUAUUGAAUCGAUAUUAAAUGAUCAUGAUACAUUCUUGUUUGAUUGUGAUGGCGUUCUCUGGUGUUCACCAAACAUUCUUCCAGGUGCUAUUGAAUUACUUAAUUGUUUAACAAAAUUAGGUAAACGAGUAUUUUUUGUGACGAAUAAUUCAUUAAAAACUCAAAGAGGAUUUUCUCAAUGGCUCAAUGAAAUCGGCUAUCAAGCUAAACCUGAACAAAUCAUUUGUACAGCAUGGAUUACUGCUCAAUAUCUUAAGUCAAUUAAUUUUAAAGGUCAUUGUUAUUGCAUUGGAAUGCAAUCAAUGGUAGAAGAAUUAGGACGAGAAGGUUUUCAUAUAUCAGAUGGUAUUGGACCUGAUCCUGUUCCACCCGAAGCAGAUUGGAUCGAAACAAAUACGAUCAAAUUUGAUGAUAAUAUUAAUUGUGUCAUAUCUGCAUUUGAUAUUCAUAUCAACUAUCUGAAAAUAAUCAAAGCAGCUACGUAUCUUAGUCGACCUAAUGUGUUAUUUUUAGCUACCAAUGAUGAUGUCACAACUCCACAAACUGAUAUAGCCAUUUUACCUGGAGAAGGUACGAUUUUAGCUUCAAUUGUGGCAGCAUCAGGUCGUUCUCCAACAAUAUUGGGCAAACCUCGAGCUCCAAUGUUUGAAUCGAUUCGUUUGGCUUUUCCUGAUGUCAAACCUAAUCGAAGUAUUAUGGUUGGUGAUAGAUUGGAAACAGAUAUUUUAUUUGGUAAUCGUCAAGGUUUGACAAGUCUACUCGUAUUCAGUGGAGCAACAAGUGAGAAAAAAUUGGAUACAAUCAAACAAGCAGUUGGAAAAAAUACUGCGGACAAAGAUCUUUUACCAAAAUUUUGUAUCAAAGAUGUCAAUCAUUUAUUACAAUUGAUUCAAUCUCGUGAAAAAACUUAUUCCUAA
Rotaria sordida is the source of this 954-nucleotide messenger RNA. NCBI's taxonomy places the organism in Eukaryota, Metazoa, Rotifera, Eurotatoria, Philodinida, Philodinidae. The record is from the annotation of a GenBank genome assembly.